AGCCUCGCAGGGGGAGGGGGGGCGCGCCGGGGCGCAGCCGCAUGGGCGUGGCAAGAGCGGGCGGGCGGCGCAUGGCCUGGGCCUCUGGGGGGGGCGGCCGCGCCGCGCGGCCGCGCCGAUGCAGCUCACCCCCGGCCUGGUGGAGAAUGCCUUCAUGGCCACGAGCGUGGUCACGGGCCUCGUGAUAUUUGUGGGGCGGCAUCUCAAGGACGAAGGCGCCGAGACUCCCAGGAAGCCCCGCGCCGCGCAGCCGGGCGGCCCCGGCUUCCGGAGCUUCCAGCGGGUGUAUCUGUGCGUGUACUAUGCGGCCGUCUUCUCUGACUGGCUGCAGGGCCCGUACGUGUAUGCCCUGUACGAGGCGUAUGGCUUCUCUCAGCGCGACAACGCCAUUCUGUUUGUGGCGGGCUACGGCAGCUCCAUGGUAUUCGGGACUGUUGUCGGCUCGCUUGCCGACUGGACGGGCCGCAAGAGGGCCGUGGUGAUCUACUGCUUGACGUACACCCUGCACAAUUUGACGAAGCACGCAAACAUCUUCUGCGUGCUGUUGUUCGGCCGCGUCAUGGGCGGGAUCGCCACUUCGCUCUUGUUCAGUGUGUUCGAGUCAUGGAUGGUGUGCGAACAUACGAGGCGCGGCUUCGACCUGGCCCUCUUGAGCGACACAUUCAGCUGGGCGGUCUUUGGAAACUCUGUGGCGGCCGUCCUCGCGGGCUUUGUGGCGCAGAUCGCGGCCGAUUACAAGCCUCUCGCGCCAAUUAAUUCCACAAACGGCGUGUUUGCGUGGGGGUACUGUGCUCCUUUUGACGUGUCCAAUGCUAUCCUUGUUUUGUGCGCUGUGCUGGUCAAGGCGCUCUGGAGAGAGAACGUUGGCCAGCAGGGCAACGAGGGCACCACCACGUCGGCUCCGCACGGGAUCCGGCGGGCUCUCGAGGUGUGCGCGGCGGACCAGCAGCUGGUCUGCUGCGGCGCCGUGUGUUCUUUCUUCGAGGCUUCCAUGUUCAUCUUCAUAUUCCAGUGGACGCCAGCCCUCACUGACCAGGGACUGGCGCCUCCGCCGUACGGCAUGGUUUUCGCCACGUUCAUGGUGCCCUGCAUGCUCGGCAGCGCCUUGUUCAGCAUUGUCUCCAGAGUGCUCCAGCCAGAACGCAUCGGGCAGGGUGUGGUGGCCCUUGCUCUCGGCUCCGGGGG
Molecule: messenger RNA, 1185 nt
Organism: Prorocentrum cordatum
Lineage: Eukaryota; Dinophyceae; Prorocentrales; Prorocentraceae
Source: the annotation of a GenBank genome assembly